Scatophagus argus is the source of this 2819-nucleotide messenger RNA. RefSeq names its product E3 SUMO-protein ligase ZBED1-like. Bases 96 to 2804 code for a protein of 902 amino acids. Lineage: Eukaryota; Metazoa; Chordata; Actinopteri; Scatophagidae. Gene Ontology annotation, molecular function: DNA binding; protein dimerization activity. The record is from RefSeq and is a predicted model, not a curated record. The transcript is spliced from 11 exons.
UUGAUGACCAAUCAUAGCUGGCCUUCUUUCCCUCCCAACCUCACCUGUUCUUUAAUACGGUUGUAAUACAGAGGUGUAUUUGACAUUUGGUAAGAAUGAAUUUCAUUCGGAAAUUUUCUGAAGAAAAACGCCAGAACUGGCUUAAAGUCGUUGAAUGUUUGUUGCUCCUUCGGAAAUCGUUGAAGCCUUUCAUCGAUAAGCAGACUGAGGAUUUCUUUAAGGAACUGCGCAAUGCAGGCGACCUGUGUCCGUGUGAGACGGAGUGCUGCUUUACAAAAGGGAAUCCCAGCAAGAGUCGUUUAUGUGAUGCGUGUUGUAAAUGGAAAGAAAUGAUACUGAACUACCAUAUCACACCGGGUGGAAGAGUGAUGUGGCAGAACUGUCAACCCCAUCAGUGGUCCAUAGAUAAAUGGGAAGUGGCUAAGGUGUACAUGCCGAAUGGCCAUAAGAAACAUAAAUCAGUUGGUGACUUCGACGUUGCUGCACUUCUGUCUCUCAUGAAUCAGUGCAAGCACUUCAGUAGGUUUGAGCUUGGUGAUUUGUGUGCUCAGGUUGCCAGUGUACGAAACAUUGUCAUGCAUUCUCCAAGUUGCCGGCUAGAGACAGAGGAUUUCCACAGAUGCCUUCAACAAAUCAAAGCCAUUGCUGCUGUGCUUGCAAAAUUUGAUGCCAAUUUCCAAGGCCUGUCUAGAGACAUCGAUGAGCUUCAGAACCUUAACUUCAGACUGAUGCUGUCUGAAGAAGAGGAAGUACGACAAGUUCUCAGAGAGCGUGAACAAAAACUGCUGCAAAUUGUCAAGCAAUUGAUGAAGGUGCUGAAGAGGAUGAAGAGAGUUUUCUGUCAGCUAGUACAAGAUUUGGCGGAAGUCUUAACUGCAUUGGAACCGGUAGAGGAGCUGAUUAACGAAAUAUCUGAAACUUUGCUUCAGAACCUUAACUUCAGACUGAUGCUGUCUGAAGAAGAGGAAGUACGACAAGUUCAGAGAGAGCGUGAACAAAAACUGCUGCAAAUUGUCAAGCAAUUGAUGAAGGUGCUGAAGAGGAUGAAGAGAGUUUCCUGUCAACUAAUACAAGAUUUGGCGGAAGUCUUAACUGCAUUGGAACCGGUAGAGGAGCUGAUUAACGAAAUAUCUGAAACUUUGGUGCGGUGUUUGGUUUGCACUCAAGAGUUGUCAUACAGCAACAAUACGUCAUCUAUGCUGAGACACUUGAGUGCCAGGCAUGAUAACACUCAUACCCAGCAAACCACUGACCCAGUCAACUCUGGAAAUCCUGACAUGUCCAGAAAGCAGAAGCUGGAUGAGGCCUUGGUGGACAUGAUUGUAAAAGACAGUCAGCCCUUUUCUAUUGUUGAUAAUGAAGGGUUCCAAAAUUUUGUUAAAAUCCUGGACCCAUCAUAUUCCUUAUCAAGCCGCAAAACUGUUAAGGCAAUGGUUGAAGCAAGGUUCGCUGAAACCAAAGAGAAGGCCAUAGCAGAUAUUAAACAGGCUUCAGCAGUUAGUUUGACUGCUGACAUGUGGACAUCGGUAAAUAUGGGCACAUACCUUGGUGUCACAUGCCACUAUGUCUCAGACCACCUAGAUCUGGCUACUGUUUGUUUAGGUGUGCAGUAUUUCCCUCUGGGCCACACAGCAGCUAAUAUUGCAGAUGCAAUGGCAAAUUUGAUGACAGAGUGGGAAAUAACUGAAAAAGUAUCUGGAAUGGUCACUGAUGGAGCUCACAAUAUUGUGGCAAGUGUUAAUCAGUUACAAGUCAGACAUAUUUACUGCUUUGCCCAUAUGUUAAAUCUUGUUGUAAAAGAAUCACUCUGUCAGACCACUGAGCUGGAAAACAUACGGAAUAGGGCCCGCAAAAUAGUGGCACACUUUAAGUCCAGUACAAAGGCAAAAGAGAAGUUAAGUUCUGCUCAAACUAAUAUGGGCAUGCCCCAAAAAAAACUCAUUCAAGAGGUUGAAACAAGAUGGAACAGCACUUAUGACAUGCUCCAAAGGCUAUAUGAGGAAAGAGAACCUUUAGGGGCAGCCCUUGCAUCGCUUGCCACCGACAUAGUGCCUUUCACAUCAGAUGAAUAUGCAGCCAUCGACAAGUGCCUGACUGUUUUAAGGCCUUUCUAUCAAGCGACUGUAGAGCUGUCUGAAGAAAGGAGAGUAUCUGGGUCAAAGGCAAUACCAGUGGCUAAAAUGCUAAGACAUGCCAUUGCUGCUGAACGUGCCCAAAUGGCUCCUUCUAUUGGUGCCACGCUUGCCAACCAUUUAAUAUCUAAUUUGGAUGAAAAAUUCUGCGGCUUGGAAAAGGUGAACUCUCUAUCUGUAGCCACCAUUCUGGAUCCCCGAUUUAAACAGGCUGGCUUCACAAAUCAAAUCAAUGCCACGGCUGCUAUAGAAAAGCUGACACGUGAAUGCACCAGUCUUAUCGAUGUGUCGGCUGAAGAUGUUCCCGUGGAGAAUGCGACAACAUCUGCCAGUGCGAGUAACGGAAAUUAUAACUUGUGGGCGUCACUUGACAAUUAUGUUGAGUCUCAGCACCGCACCAGCAGUGCACCUGCCAGCGCUACAGUGGAGAUCCAGAGAUAUUUAAAAGAACAAAUUUUGAGCAGAGCAGAGGAUCCACUAAAGUACUGGGAAGCAAGAAAGACAUUGUAUCCUACGCUGUGGAAGCUCGCAUGCAAAUAUCUUUGCAUCCCAGCAUCAUCGGUGCCAUGUGAGAGGAUAUUUUCUAAAGCUGGGGAGCUGGUCAGCAAGAAGAGGAGCCGACUGAAGCCUGCAACUGUCGAAAAAAUUAUAUUUCUUAAUAAAAAUCUAUAAAGACUCAUAACUUGC